AGAAGAAAACUGUUUCUUCACUCUUUCGACUUCCGGGAGACUGACUAUUCGCAAAUUGAGGUGAAGUAAAAACCCAGAAGCAGAAGAAAAAACGAAAAGAAAAAAGAAAAAGAAAAAAAGGGAAUCUGCGAUACCCGGUUUGAGGAAUCCAAUUCCGUCGGUGAGAGAAGAAUGACAAUGGACAGCAAAGGCGGAGGAAUAGAGGCGCAACAGUACGUGUGGGGCGGUGCAAUACCGCUUCAGAUUCAUCUCCACGAAUCUGAAGUCACUACCCUUCCUCCCCCUCCGCCUGCUUUGAUAUUGGCUCCUCGUGUGGGGUAUUUGCCUCUGUUAGUGCCACAGAUCAAGCCAUUCUUUAACAGUUCUCUUCCUCCUGGUGUUGACACUGUGUGGUUUGAGUAUAAAGGCUUGCCGCUGAAAUGGUAUAUUCCUACAGGGACACUUUUUGAUCUUCUUUGCUCGGAACCAGAGAGACCUUGGAACUUGACUAUACAUUUUAGAGGAUAUCCAGUAAAUCUAUUGAUCCCUUGCGAAGGAGAAGACAGUGUAAAGUGGAGCUUUAUUAAUGCCCUGAAAGAGGCUGCAUAUAUAAUCAAUGGAAACUGCAAGAACAUUAUGAAUAUGUCUCAGUAUGAUCAAACAGAACUUUGGCGGUCUGUCUUAAAUGGAAGGUUACAGCACUCCAAAAUAAGGGGCAGGUCAUUCUGGUUACAACACUGCCAGCUUGAAGCUUACCUUCGGGUUUAUUCCAAACUUAAACUCGAUAUUGUUGGAGAUGACUUUUCCCUCAAAUUGAACACUUCUCGUCAAAGCAAUGCUGAAACAGAUGCUAUUGGAACAGCGAAAUCCGGUAAAAUUCCUGUUCGAUUAUAUGUGCGGAGCAUCGAUGAAGAUAUCGAUGAAUUAGAAGAUGCCCCUAUUGUUGAUAGCUGGGACAAAAUUUCUUACAUAAAUUGUCCUGUUGAGGUUCGUGGUGAAGGGAAGUCCUUCAGUUUGAAUGAUGCCAUAAAAGCUCUAUUACCCGCGCUGUUUGCAGAGGAAACCUCUGUAGAUGUGGACUCACAAGCAGCGGGAUCUGAAAGUGGAGAAGGAUCAGAUGGAGGCAGCUCAAGAAGCUCCCAGAAAAAUGGGGAAUCAUCAAGUGCACGCACAGGUUUAUUUACAGAUGGUGCAGAGAUCAAGCUAGUCCGCAUUCAGGGGAUCGAGCCGAUGCUGGAUAUUCCGUUUGGCUGGGUGGUGAAAAAUUUGGUGAACCCAGAGCAAUACCUUCAUAUCUGUAUCUAUGUCAAAGCUGUGCAACCAUAGUCCCAUUCACAAUUUGUUAAACUGGAUGUUAUAUUGCACCGCAUCCUAGUAAAUUCUUUAACAUGCAGUGAAUCUAUGUUUCCUUAUAUGUAAAUAUGAAUAAUUUUCUAUGUUGAUCUCCUUCUCCCUUAUUAUAGUUGAACUCAAGUUCUUGAAAA
This is a messenger RNA of Salvia miltiorrhiza (redroot sage), 1463 nucleotides long. RefSeq names its product autophagy protein 5. The transcript has 9 exons. The record is from RefSeq and is a predicted model, not a curated record. Gene Ontology annotation, cellular component: phagophore assembly site membrane; Atg12-Atg5-Atg16 complex; cytoplasm. Lineage: Eukaryota; Viridiplantae; Streptophyta; Magnoliopsida; Lamiales; Lamiaceae. Gene Ontology annotation, biological process: autophagy of mitochondrion; autophagosome assembly; nucleophagy. The coding region runs from base 172 to 1305 and encodes 377 amino acids.